GAUGUCAGUUGUCAGCUGGCCAGUGUUCAGGGAGACGCGGAUUUGAGUCUGAAAGAGUGCGAAAGCUGCCGUCUGGGCCACUCUGACUGUUACACUCGCCAGCAGCAGCCCUUUCACAUAAUCCGAGAAUGUUUUUGUAGUUUUCAUAAUCCCCGCGCGCUCGUGUUUGGCCUCGCGCUUUAAAGCGUUAAAGUUCAGAUCGUAAACUGCUGUAACUGCCGUUAAACUCAGUGCCUUUCAUGAUGAGCAGCGUUUCCAGGUUCUAGGUGAUUCAGUCCUGCAGCUGUGCAUCUGGCCUGAAAAGCAGUUGCUUAAUUAUCUGAAGAACUGAGGGGCUGUAAUGGUUAUCCAAAUCAACCUCUGAAUUUCUGUCAGGCUUUACUUCUUUGAACGAUGUUCACGGGUGGCCUUAAGUUUCCAGUGAGAGGCUAACCCUCUGUUGUGUCAGACUGAACUCCGGAGCCGAUAUGGCAGAUCCCUCUGUCUUCGUAACAGAGAGCGUGAGGCCCACCCUGGCAACGACAGACAGCUGUGUGCUGGAGGUCAGGAAGAAUUAUGAGGUCAUCCCGUCAGUAGCCUGCUCCAUGUGCUUCAUACUGGGAGUUGUCUACUGCUUCUUUGGGUACCGCUGCUUUAAGAUGGUGAUGUUCCUGUCAGGCCUGGCGUUCGGGACUGGUGUUGGUUACCUGCUGUGCCUUAGGGAGCAGUUGCUGGACUCGCCGCUGGACGCAGAGACGCGGGCAGGCAUCUCUCUGGGCAUUGGCUUGCUGGGUGGACUGGUGACUGUUUUGGUGCGCUGCGUGGGUCUCUUCCUCACCGGCCUCCAGCUGGGCCUCUUGCUCUCUGUCUCCACACUGGUGGCAACUGGACAGUACUACCCCAUCUUCAAUCCAGUGUGGGUUCCUGUGGGCUCAGUCCUGGGCACAAGCGUGUUCUUUGCUGUGCUAACACUGUGCUGGCAGAAAGCCAUGACAAUUGUUGCUACGGCGACACUGGGCGCCGCCAUUAUAACAGCAUGUGUGGAUUACUGCGUGGAGACGCCAAUGGCAGUGUUGCGGGCAUAUGUGGGGCUGCGGACUGACCAGCAGGAAACAAUGUGCUGGUAUAGCUGGGCAAUGGUGGGAGUGUGGCCUGCAGUAGCUGCUUUGGGGAUACUAGUGCAGCGCAAAUUCACAGCUAAAGGACUCUCGCACUCUGAGGUGAUUGUGAGUGGUAAACAGAAGCAGGUUCAGCUGAUGAGGAUCAGAGAGAAAGAUGCCCAUCGGCGACCAGAAGGAACAUACCGCCGAAGACCCCCACCCCUCAAACGCUAUGCAGGAGACGUGCUGGCCCCGAGCUACCUGGCAAGCCUGCGCGAGCGGCAGAUGAGCACAGGGUCGUCUAUGAGCAGCCUGAGCACAGUCCACCACACCAUGAUCGACUUCGAUUACGAGACUGGAUCCAUGGUGCCUCUGACAGCCUCGUCAUCUGCAGUGCUCAGAGUGUGAACACACAGACAGAUGCACACACAUACAGGCCUCAGACCCAGGGACCUUUAUUUUUAUGCACUGUAGAUUCUGGGGAAGAUUCCCUAGAGCUAAUUGCCAGCUGAGGUAAACAGACUGCAGGAGUGCUACAGAGACAAUGUGUAGACCACAGGGACAAAAGAAGAGAGUCUGUGGAGUCUGCAGCGUCAGCUCAGCACUAAAAACAACACUGGAUCUCCUCAGGACUGCAUGCAUUAAUGGCAAAAAGCACAAAUACUAACUUAAACCUCAAACACUAACCAAUACUUCAAAUCAAGAGCAUUUAGGAAUUAGUACUAGAUGAUGCUAACUUGUAUUCAGAUUCAAAAGUGCUGUCUAAGCUGAUGAACUGGAAACUGUAUUCUGUAUUUCGACAGAUAUUCGGUUUCUAGCCAUUAUAUCACCUUAUAUCUCUGACCUCAACUGUGAAUAAGGUGCUUCAUAACCACCUUUAUUCGCUUUCUCUGGGGAACUGGUGAAAUUUACACAGCUGUAUCCCCUUGUGGCUGUAUGAAUAUAUUUACCCAUCUAGAAUGAUUUAUUUGACACAAAAAUAAAACAGUGCUACUCAUA
This is a messenger RNA of Colossoma macropomum (tambaqui), 2078 nucleotides long. RefSeq names its product transmembrane protein 198-like. Lineage: Eukaryota; Metazoa; Chordata; Actinopteri; Characiformes; Serrasalmidae. The record is from RefSeq and is a predicted model, not a curated record. The coding region runs from base 468 to 1487 and encodes 339 amino acids. The transcript has 5 exons. Gene Ontology annotation, cellular component: plasma membrane.